GAUGGCGGCGGCAGCAAAUUCACAAGCAAGCAGGCGAAAUGCAAGGAAGCAAAUUUCUCAGCCGGUUGGUCCUCAGAGAUCUGAAAAUUUUCCCGGAAAGACAUACAACAUUUGGUAUAAUAAGAAUGUUGGAGAAAGAGGUCAUUUUCGCGAGAAGAUUCCAGCUACCACUCGAUGCAGUAUCACAGAGGACAGUGGAACCACAAAAGGCAGUUCAAGACAGUGGGAUGGGACAUAUAUUUGCUUGAAAUUUUCGAGAGGAUGUUGUCCGUUAGGAUAUGAGUGUUCCUGGAUCCAUAAUUUACCGUCGGAUGAAUUUGAAUCAACUUUGGACACCACAAAAGACUGCUUCGGUAGAGAAAGACACGAACAUGUACGAGACGACCAGAGUGGUGUUGGUUCGUUUUCUGCGGAUGAACAAACUGCUAAGACCCUUUAUGUCGGUGGAAUAUCGGUAACUUCCGACCUCCAAUCGAUUGUUUAUAGACACUUCAAAGAGUGGGGAGAGAUCGAUAACGUUAGGGUGUUACAGUCAAAAGGUGUCGCGUUUGUUCGCUACAAAAACCGCUCCAACGCCGAAUUUGCCAAAGAGGCCAUGCAAAGUCAAGCUCUCGAUAAUAAAGAGAUUUUGAAUAUACGGUGGGCCACAGAAGACCCAAACCCGUGGGUUAAGAAGCGUAAAAUAGAGAACAGCAAAGAGAGACUUGCUUCUGCGAUAUUGCAAGACUAUGAUGGACCGCUCAGACUUCCACAUCAUGAUAAUGUUAAGGAUAACUCUUUCCCACAGAAACGCCGUAACAUUGAUCAUGACCUUAAAGAGAGUGGAGAGGCAAUUGGUUACUAUCCAGAUACAGAUUAUCAGUACUAUGAGCCAAACACUGGCACAGAUAUGAAGUAUGAUGUACAUGCAGCUCAGUUGACUGAGACUAAUCAAGGAUCAGGAUACAAUACAGUGAGUAAAUCACCACCAAAGACACUUUCAGAUCUUAUUCAGUGGUCAAAACAGCAGGUGUCACUUAACAGAGCAAAUGAACUGUCACAUUCAAAACAUCCAGGGAAUGAGACAAUUAUGGAAAAGAAGGAUGAACUAGGAAGCAUCUCACUUAUUUCUGCAUACGAUUCUUCUUCAGAUGAUGACAUUGAAGGGAACAGUUAAAAAAUUUGAAAAA
This is a messenger RNA of Pocillopora verrucosa, 1169 nucleotides long. RefSeq lists its product as uncharacterized. Gene Ontology annotation, molecular function: metal ion binding; pre-mRNA binding; U6 snRNA binding. NCBI's taxonomy places the organism in Eukaryota, Metazoa, Cnidaria, Anthozoa, Scleractinia, Pocilloporidae. Gene Ontology annotation, cellular component: Prp19 complex; U2-type catalytic step 2 spliceosome; U2-type catalytic step 1 spliceosome. The record is from RefSeq and is a predicted model, not a curated record.